CCGACGACGCGACAAAACCUCGAACUCAGCAGGUUCAGUAGAUGGCUCAGUCUGAGUAACUUCGGUUGACGGAAGAAGUGCGCGUGUCUUUGUGCGUCGGUAACGCAGGAAACUGUAAAGGUUGCAUUCUCGAGUAGAUCCUCCCGAUUUCGCAACAUGGAGUUUACGGAUGUUUUGAGGCUAGUUCAUUUAAGGAAUAAUGGAGAUCUGUGAGGACGUAAAUAGUGAGGGACAAUCAGGUAACUAGAACUGAAGGAUCUUGACGCCUCCUGUGUGUCCUGCCUCUUGCUUAAUAAUACCGUCCUAGAGCAGCGUCGGCUUUUGAAGGCAUGCCAAAUAUUCCCAACGGUUCAGACAGAUCCGAUGUUGAAUCAGGGAAAGAACUUCCAAGGGUACCAAUCAAAACAUACAAGUGGGAAGACGUAAGAAGAUCUCGUAGAAAAGGAGGCUACCCCUGGACAUACUUGUAUAAGGAAGAAUUUGAUGAGUCAGUGCACCCUGAAGAUUUCAGAAUGGACGGUCUGAAGAAGAACAAGACUUCAUCAGCGUCGUCAGCCUCCGAUUCACUGGACAUCAGAGAAAUCACCGAAGACGACGUCAAAGGUUUGGAGGGUAUAGACAGUUCCUAUGUUGUCAUCGAGAGUCCCAUUCUUUUGGGUGGCCAGAGAGGUGAGCCUAUCAAAGAUCGAGAGGCCAUCAUUGAAUCUGCUGACAGUUCCGAUAGCAUCAGUCAGUACUUGGACAAGGAGGAAAGAGGUCCAGAGCAACGCCUUGAAAGUACAGAAACACUCACUCACCAUGGACCUGAAGAUGAACAAAGAGCGCAAAUUGAAAGGGCCAAAUCAGAAGAACCAAAACGAAAAAGAAAAUUAUCGGUCGAAAGUAAUUACAGUAGAAUAAGUUUAUCGCGAUUGGGUAUGAUGAAACGUCUCAGAGAAGCUAAAGAUAAAAUAAAGCUUCCAAAAUUCAGCAGCAAGCAAAAAAAAGAAAUGGAGAGUGAAACAAUAGAAAAAGUAGCUCCAAUUGAGCAACCCCACAAACAUUCAAAAAAUGAAAAACCUGUUUACAUCCAUAUACCUCUGAAACCACCUGAAGGUGAAACAGAUGAAUUCUCUCAUUUAGAAUUCGAAGAAAAACUACCACAAAAACCACCCCCAGUUCCAGAAGUCCAGAUAGAAGUUACCGAAGAUGUAGAACCAGUGAAAAUCGAAGAGAACAUUCCUGAAAUAGAAGAAACAGAUGAUCAAUCAAACGGAAAUAAUUUGGGUUUGAUCCCUCCAAACGAUCAGGAAGAUGACGUCAGUGCCAUCAUAUUCCUCGAAGGUGAAGAAGGCUGUGACAGCAAAGGAGAGUAUGACAUCAUUGCCGUCGACAUCGAUGAAAAUUCGCAAGAGAUGAAGAUGAGUCAAAUUACCAACACUGAAGUACGCAGGCAAGUAUUGGAGAGUAUAAAGAAGGUAGAAUCGCAGUCGGACAUCGCUGGCAACAAAGAAGGUUCAGGUGUAAGUUUAAGCAGAUCAUCCAGUAAAGCGAGCAAAACCUCCAAAGCGAGUAUACGGAAAAGAAGAGCUAAAUCUGUUGAACCAGAGAAGAAAAGAAGGGGGUCUAUAGAUAGCAGCUACAGUAGAAAGAGUCUUUCGAGAAUUGGUCUGUUGAAGAAACUGAAAAAAAUUCACAUUCCUUUCGUGAAGUCGCAAUCUAAGAAAUCAAUCGCAGAGACUUCGUCUGCUAAGAUAGAGGUUGAAACUGAAAAGGAAACACCAAAACCUCAAACUCAAGGUAAGGAUCAGAAACCGGUCUACAUCCACAUACCUUUGAAACCUCCUGAAGGGACAACAGACGAAUUUUCGCAUUUGGAGUUCAACACCGCGCCUCCUCCUCAGACGAAGGUCGAAACAAACGAAACGAAUGAAACCGAACAGGCCGAUAUGAGUCCCAUCGACUCUCCUGAAACAUCAAAAGCGCCGCAGUUCAUCGUGCUGACGCCGCCUUCAGACGAUGAAAUCUUGGAUAGACCCGAUAUACCGGAAACUCCUUCCUCCGAAACCGGAAGUCUUUUUCAAUUCGGUGAACUACAACACCUGGCGAAGAAAGCAGUUGAUCAAAUUCUCGAGUCGGUUAAUGAGGAGACUGAUCAGAAACCUGAACAAGAUACGGUCGUUGUUGAAGAAACCCUUCAGGCACCACUUGACGGUAAAGUUGAAGAGAAGGUAGACAUACCGAACACAGAAAAGGUGACAAUCGAUGAAGAGGAUGGCUUGAAAUCCGUACCGAGCGAGGAGAUCAAGUCAAAUCUCAAGACGAAGAUGAAAGGGGAAAGCUCUCCACUACCCAAGAAGAAAGUUUCUUUCAAGAGGAGGAAAUCGAGCCAGGUUUCGCAGGAGUUGAAAGAUGAUGGAUACGAAGAGAUCGAAUCUCCAGCUACAACAGCUGCUGCGAUUUCUGGUGGAAGUGUGGGCCCAGCUGACUCUGCUAUCGAUGUUUCUGUCGAGUCGAUGAAUACACUUGAUGUGGAGCCUGAUUUGAGUAGAAAUAAACUCGUGGAGAGCACUUCGUUUGAGGAGGAUCACAAUAGAUGGUCGAAAAUAAGUGAUCAUGAAUAUGAGCCGAUUAACCCACCCCCUGAAGAAAAAACCGAAACUUCCCCACCAAAAUCCCAUGUUUCUGAUGUACUGAACCCACCGUCAAUUCACACCGAUGAUGAACUGGACGUAUCAGCGCAAGCUGAGCUUUUCUUCAACCGCAGAAACAGUCCAUCCAAUCUGGGAGCCUCUAGGGGCGCAGAUCUGAGAAGCAGCCCUAGUAGAUCACCUUCCAGGAGUAGAUCGAAAGAAAAGGAACCGGCAAAACCAGGCAAGUUUCAGACAGCCAUCAAGGAAAGCGCCACGAAAUUCAAGACGAAACUGCAGGGAAUCAAAAAACCAACAAUAUCGCUGCCUUCGAGACCAAAAUUCCAAAAACCAAACUUCAAGAAACCCAACAUUAACUUGCCGAAACUACCAGACAUCUCAUCUACGUUCCGAAGAAAUUCAAAAGCAGAGGAGGGGAAGAGUGCAGAAACUAAAGAUAUGGAUGUGAAGACUGCGGAAGGAUCCGGAAGCAAGGGUAUUUUUGACUUCUCAACAUAUCCCAGGAUUUUCAAGAAGAAGAAACGAGAACACGAUUCAUCUAGUUUGAAAGGGGAUGACAUGGAGAGACCUGAGAAGAAAACAUGGCAGGUGAGAAGCAAAGAAACUGCCGACAUUAUUAGAAUACCUUUACACUCAGAGGAAUCGAUGGAUCAAGAAAACGGAAUUUAUCCUCAACCAGAAGAAAUAUUAGAAGUGGGGCAAAUCGAAAUCGACCAUCGAUCGUCUCCGCCUCGAUACCAGGAAGAUAUCGAAGCGGACGAUGAAGAUGCUUUCCAAAGAGAACGCCAGGAAAAACACAGAGAAGCAAUUGCUGCAGCUGCCGAACCAGAGGAGAGUCGAUGGGAUCAUGGAAAUUUCUACAGAUCUCAAAAUGGCGAAGUCGAAGAACAGAACGAUCGUGAAGAAGAAGAAGACUUACAGAGGGAGGAAGUCAGAGAUGAGGAGUAUAUAUUCGAAGCUUACGAAAAGGAGAAAAUGGAGCCGGAAAUGGUGACAGAUUUGGAUGCACCAGAGACUCCUUUCGUGCCAAACAGGCAGAAUAGGGGUAGAUUACAACAGACAGACAGCUUCGACACAAACCACAGCAGGGACGUUGGUUCAUCAGUCAGUUCACUGGGACAACACAGAAGAGGAGUACUGGAAGAGAUAGACUCCGACCAGUUCUUCCUAAGGGAGAAAGGUAUAUCCCAAGAUAACAUCGAUAUGGGCAAAUAUCUGAGCACGGAAAUUCGAGAAGCCUUCAGAUCGCCUACUAACGCUCUGGCUGACAUCCACACCUACAAUUAUGAAGAGAUCAGGGCGUCCAAUCAAUCCUUGCCGGAAACGAAAAAGAAGCAGGUGAAGAAACCGAAGAGGAGGAAAACGCCACACGCGUCGCAGGAACGAUUGAGGUACGAGCCUGAAUCGGAGAAUGAAGAUUACAAUUUCAUGCCACCCAUCAGGCCUAAGAGAAAAAGUAAGAGGAGAAGAAGAGCAGAACCCGAACCUGUACCAUUCGUAGAGACCAUACCUCUAGAUUCUGCGGAGGGAGCGGAGUACUCACCCGAACAGGAAGAAGAAAUACUUCGUCAUUACGAGAACGAGCGAAUGCGAGGUAUUGAACAUCCGAAUAUCCGGGUGUCAGAACCCUACAGCCCGCACCGGCUGCAAGUCAUUGACCACCAUGAUGCCCACCGUAGAGCCUCAGAACCCAUACCGGCUGCACCACCUAGAAAGCACAAAAGCUUGAAGAGUUUGAACGCUUCGGAGCAUGAGUCCAUAUUUGAGGAGUAUGAUAGGAAUGAUGAUAAACACACCAUGAACGGGUACGCCAACGAAGAUGUUUUCUUGUCGUCAGAUAUAGGACAUAACCAGGAUCCGAACCAAGUGGAAACUCCGCGUCCUCCUAAACCACCCACAAGAAGCCGUUCCAAGACUAGAUCGAUGUCCAGGACAACGUCGCAAGCAGACAGAGAUUCCAUCCUUGGCAGGAUGGACUCGAUUAUGUUUGACGAGGAGUUUAGGGAGCCUGUCGUCGAAGAACCCUGCGUCAAGGACCUUAGGGACUCGAUGGGAUACGCCAUCGUCGACAAGAACCAAAAUAAGAACUGGGAACAUAAGUUCUGCACAGUUCCCAGGUCCCAAGGGAGCAAAGAUCCUCCUGAAAGACCAUUGAGGAACUACAGCACUCUUGGACCUAGCAGGCCGGUUCGUAAACCCAGCAGGAACAUGACGGACGAAGAGAAGGAAAAUGUGGACGUAAGCCAAUAUAUCGAGAUUGAGGACGAUAGAGAUCUGCAGUCUGGAGAGGUAAUCCAGAAGAUCCAGAAUAGACCACUUCCUGCGCCGCCUCGACCGCCGAGGUCGAGAUCGAAGCCGCUGGGUGAUAUUACGUCAAGGUCCAAUCUUGAAAUGGAAAGAGCAGGAGAUGUUAAAGAUGAGAAGACUGAAAUCGAUGAGACAGAGGUAUCUACCCAAACAGAACCAUUGCCUUCGGACUUCGAGUGCGAAGAGAUGAUACAUGAAGAAACAGACAAGAUUAUGACACCAUCAGCAUUAAGGAAAAAUGAGUUACAGAAGAUUACAGAUGAAACUGAUGAGCAUCCUACAAUAAUCGAGAGAGUUUUCAUAACACCAACGCAGUACUCGUACCAAGAAGAAACGAUCACUCACGGUCAAUUACUGGUUGAACCUUUGAACGGUGCAAGAAUUCUUCCAGAUUCCGAUAUGUCCCAUGAGAGGAUAAUUCCAAUAACGAGUGAUGAAGACGAAUUUUCAGAAAUACCAGAAAAUUUCAAUAACCUAAGGAAUCCAAAUAUUCAAACAGAAAUGAAUGUGGUAGUUAAAGAAGACAUCAAUGUCCCAGAGGAACAUCUUCAAAAAGAAAAUUCCUCAGAUCAGAAAGCACAAUCAUCAGACGAAGCGAAUACAGCAGCUUUUGACAUGGAAACAAUAGCAUCAGAUGAAAAAGAACCACAAAGGCCUCCCAGGUCUUCGUCCCUGAGAGCAGAAAGUGUGGACGUACUGAAGACUCAAAAACUACAAGUUUCAGACUUGGACGUAGACAGACUAACUGUCAACGAACUUGUGGCGAACAAAAUUGUUGUGUCCGAAAUCGAGAGUGGAAGUAUAUCUUCUCACGAUAUCAGUUCAAAGAGCGGAACACUGAGAUUAGCUGACCUUGAGCUACAACCUGAUAUAGUACGAAAACUACUGGAACAGCUGAAGGAAUCUUCGAGACAACAACCAUCCAUAAUAGAAGAGGAGAACCCGGAGGUGGAUGCCAAUGGGACAAACGUGGAAGAAAAAAAAACUCCGAUAGAUUUUCACGUCCUUGAAACUUCUGAAAGCCAAGAUUCGAGCAUUACUCUUGUUCCAUCUACUGAAAAUGAAAAUGAGCAAACGCUGAUCGUAAACUCCAAAAUGGAAGAAAAUUUACCAACAGAAGAAGCGCCAGAAGAGUUUGUUCCAUCGACGAGUGUUGUCUGUGAUGCCAAUGUUGUCGAAUAUGUUGAUGAUAUAGUACAUGAAGCUUCUGCGACAGUCAACGCUAUUAAGAGUGUGGAAUCAGAAGAUGUGAAGAUAGAGGAUGAAAAACAUAUAUUAAAUAUCGAACCUGUAGUUGGUGAAUCUAUCACGUUGGAAGAGGACAUCUCGAAAGUUGAGGAAGAAGUUUCAGUGGAUGGAAUGGCAAAAGAAGAAACUGAAAUGUUCGAAUCAAUUGUUCCAAAUUCUGAAAAUUCGGUUACAAUCCAAGAUGAAUUGAAGGAUGAAGAGGUUUCAAAUUUACAUGAAAAUGUCGAUGAAGAAUCGAUCAAUGAAGAACCUCCUCUUAGACCUCCCAGGUCUACUGAGAAGAAAAUGAGUGUCUGCGAACAAUCAGAGCAAUUAGAGACUCCAAAUGAUCAAAACGAUGAGAUGGUUCCUAAUGUUCUGCAACCUCUCCAACUUCUGGAACCAGAGGUCGAUGACGAGCCUCCUCCUAGGCCUCCUCAACCGCAAGUACCUUACAUCCCUUCACAACCUCCUGCUGCCUUUUAUGCGUUGAGAGCUCAACAUUACGUUGAGGAUUUACCUGAUGACAUUCCUAUGGUUCCUAGAAGAAAGCGGCAUCAUCGACCAACGACGAUAUCGAAAUCGAGUUCCUCCGAGUCCACCAGUGCUCCGUUACCAAGAAGGAGGGUGAGAUCUCCAGAGCCUUCGAUACCCCAGUUGACUGGUCAGUUAGCUGUAGCGUGUAGUACGGUUGCUCGCAAUAGACUCAAAAGACUAAUCGACGAGGUGACUAGCAAAAUUUCGAGUGAUCCCGAUUCGGACACCAAUAGGCAAAAUGUUCAAGUUCUUGUUGUGGUUCUGUUAGUUUUUAUCGCAGGGUUGUUAUUGUUGGGAUAUGGUGACGGCAGGACUGUUCAUACACACCAUUGGGAAUAUUUCAAUCCUCCCACUGAUAUAUGAUGUCUUCAUGUUUUUUUUUUACGAGGGAUAAGUUUUGUGAGAUAUUUGUUAUGUUUUUGUUGUUGAGUUAUAUGAUAUGAGAUUAUAUAAGAAAUUUUGGUUUUCUUCAAUAAAUUAUUUCUCUUA
Molecule: messenger RNA, 7190 nt
Organism: Harmonia axyridis
Lineage: Eukaryota; Metazoa; Arthropoda; Insecta; Coleoptera; Coccinellidae
Exons: 9
Coding region: 330-7064 (2244 amino acids)
Source: RefSeq, a predicted model, not a curated record